This is a messenger RNA of Rhincodon typus (whale shark), 2283 nucleotides long. RefSeq names its product potassium voltage-gated channel subfamily KQT member 2-like. The record is from RefSeq and is a predicted model, not a curated record. Gene Ontology annotation, cellular component: membrane. Lineage: Eukaryota; Metazoa; Chordata; Chondrichthyes; Orectolobiformes; Rhincodontidae. Gene Ontology annotation, biological process: transmembrane transport; potassium ion transport. The coding region runs from base 1 to 2283 and encodes 760 amino acids. The transcript is spliced from 16 exons. Gene Ontology annotation, molecular function: voltage-gated potassium channel activity.
AUGGGCAGUGGCUUCAACUUGGACACAGGACUUGAGGGACAAGAGAAUGAAAAAUAUAGGGAGGAGGUAGGUUGUUUUUUACUGGUCUUCUCUUGCCUGGUACUAUCAGUCUUCUCCACGAUCAAGGAGUAUGAACAGCGAUCAGAAGGAGCUCUGUACAUACUGGAAAUAGUGACAAUUGUGGUCUUUGGUGUGGAGUACAUGGUACGGAUUUGGUCUGCUGGGUGCUGUUGUCGAUAUCGAGGAUGGCGAGGGCGACUGAAGUUUGCACGAAAACCGUUCUGUGUGAUCGAUGUCAUGGUUCUUGUGGCCUCAAUAGCUGUCCUUGCAGCAGGGACACAGGGCAAUGUCUUUGCCACAUCAGCGCUGAGGAGCUUGAGGUUUCUCCAAAUCUUACGGAUGAUCCGUAUGGAUCGGAGAGGGGGCACCUGGAAGCUGCUGGGAUCGGUUGUCUACGCACACAGCAAGGAGCUGAUCACUGCCUGGUACAUUGGCUUCCUGUGUCUCAUUCUCGCCUCCUUCCUGGUCUAUCUCGCCGAGAAGGAUGACAAUCAAGAUUUUGCAACGUAUGCAGAUGCUCUCUGGUGGGGUUUGAUUACCCUGACAACCAUUGGAUACGGUGACAAGUAUCCAGUCACAUGGAAUGGUCGACUCUUGGCUGCAACGUUUACUCUCAUCGGGGUAUCGUUCUUUGCUUUGCCGGCGGGAAUUCUGGGUUCUGGCUUUGCUCUGAAGGUUCAGGAGCAACAUCGGCAGAAACAUUUUGAGAAGCGGAGGAAUCCUGCAGCUGGUCUCAUCCAGGCUGCCUGGCGAUAUUACUCGACCAGUCUGUGUCGGACAGACCUACAUGCUACUUGGCAGUGCUUUGAGCAAACUCUGACUGUCCCAAUGUACAGGCUGAUUCCUCCACUCAACCAGCUUGACUUACUACGGAAUCUCAAGAGCAAAUCAGGACUCACUUUCAGGAAGGAGACUGUGGAGACCACACCCAGUAAACACAAAUCACGUCGUGAUUCCAUGUGUGGAAUGUGCUGCUCAGGAGAUCCUAGGUAUCCGUACCAUACGAGUCUGCCUGAAGAGGACAUGCCAGACAACAGGAGCUGUCAGUGUGAGUUCAUGACGGACGAUCUCACCCCUGGACUGAAGGUUUCAAUCAGAGCCAUGUGCAUUAUGCGAUUUCUCGUUUCAAAACGGAAGUUCAAGGAGAGUUUGCGGCCGUACGACGUCAUGGAUGUCAUCGAGCAGUAUUCCGCAGGCCACUUGGACAUGCUUUCCAGAAUCAAAAACCUACAGUCCAGGAUAGAUAUGAUUGUGGGUCCCCCACCCCCUUCAACUCCCCGGCAUAAGAAGUUAAAGGGAAUCCUCACCACUUCCAAAGAUUCAAUCCAAUACUCUCCUAGAGUUGACCAGAUUGUUGGCCGAGGCCCCCAGCUCCAGGAGAAGGACCGCACCAAGAUCCCAGCAGAGCCUGAGGUUCCCGAAGACCUGAGUAUGAUGGGACGUCUUGGGAAAAUGGAAAGACAGGUCCACUCGAUGGAGAAGAAGUUGGAUUUCCUGGUGAACAUCUACAUGCAGCGGAUGGGGAUCCCACAAUCUGAGACUGAGGCCUAUUUCAUUUCCAAAGAGCCGGACCCAGCUCCCCCGUACCACAGUCCCGUGGACAACCAGGAGCUCUGUGAGAGAAACACAAACACCAACAAGAUGUUGCGGUCGUGUAGCCUGACCGCACACAAGACGUACCCUGGACUUGGCAUGCCGACGCUGGCUCCAAAUGGCUGCCCACCAUCAACCUCAUCCCACCAACACGCAGCCAAUGGCAUGAGCCGGCGGAGCCAUGACACUCUGACCUUCAUGACCUCCCCUGUCGGCGAUGGCACGACCUUUGUCAGAAUCCCACCCCCACCUUCUGUGUCGCAUGAGAAGAUCUUGGGACAUGGCAGGGGAGGGAUGGAAUACAGUCGGCAGGAUGACUACUGCUGCAAGCGUCAAGAGACUUUGUUGAAGGAAAGAGACAGCGACACCUCCAUCUCCAUUCCGUCCGUGGAUCACGAGGAGUUGGAACGCUCCUACAGCGGCUUCAGCAUCUCACAAUCAAAGGAGAACCUGGACAACGUCAACAAUGCCCCCUACAGUGGGGUUACGCCCUGGUCAAAGGUCAGACUGUACAUUGCAGAGGGAGAGUCUGACACAGACUCAGAAGCGUGCACCCCAUCUGGUCCUCCCCCCAGGUCAGCAACAAGUGAGGGGGUGCACUGUGACUUCACAUGGUCCUCAUCCAAAUAG